Oldenlandia corymbosa var. corymbosa is the source of this 810-nucleotide messenger RNA. NCBI's taxonomy places the organism in Eukaryota, Viridiplantae, Streptophyta, Magnoliopsida, Gentianales, Rubiaceae. The record is from the annotation of a GenBank genome assembly.
AUGAGUUCGAGGCUUCUUUUCCCCACCUGCAAUUUGCGGUUAUUGAUCACUUCAUUACCGUCAUCAUCAUCUGCUCUGCUGAAAUUCAAGAUUCCCAGAAUGGAAAGGGCGAGAAAAUCAUCCAGCGGUUCUACUAAUGAUACUUCUACACCCAAAUCAUCAGCUAAAGUAGAGAAAUUCCAACAAGUCCUUCACUCCAACCCCACCACUGAUGGAGGUUGGCAGAAGUGCUGGGAGGAAGGGUUGACGCCUUGGGACUUAGGGCAGCCUACACCAGUUCUCUUGCAUCUUCAUGAAAAGGGUGAAAUUCCACAGGGGAGGGCUUUGAUCCCUGGUUGUGGUACUGGAUAUGAUGUUCUGGCAAUCGCGGGUCCUGAGCGCUAUGUUGUUGGCCUUGAUGUAUCAGAAACAGCUAUUGAGAAUGCCUUAAAGUUCUCCUCAUCAGCAAAUGGAAAAUAUUUUGAGUUCCUGAAGACAGACUUCUUCACCUGGCAUCCAACAGAGUUGUUUGAUUUCAUUUUCGACUACACGUUUUUCUGUGCUAUUGAACCAGACCUGAGGUCAUCUUGGGCUGUCAAAAUGCGAGAUUUUUUGAAACCAGGUGGAGAGUUGAUGACUCUGAUGUUUCCGGUUAGCAAUCACGAGGGUGGACCACCGUACAAAGUAUCUGUUGCCGAUUAUGAAGAUGUGUUGCAUCCUUUGGGUUUCAAGGCAAUAUCUAUUGUGGACAAUGACAUGGCUGUUGCACGUCGCAAGGGAGCUGAGAAGCUUGGAAGGUGGAAAAGACCAAUCUGUCAGUCAUCCUUGUGA